This is a messenger RNA of Daucus carota subsp. sativus, 1086 nucleotides long. Its product is annotated as transcription factor LUX. The record is from RefSeq and is a predicted model, not a curated record. Gene Ontology annotation, biological process: regulation of DNA-templated transcription. Gene Ontology annotation, molecular function: DNA-binding transcription factor activity; DNA binding. Bases 218 to 940 code for a protein of 240 amino acids. NCBI's taxonomy places the organism in Eukaryota, Viridiplantae, Streptophyta, Magnoliopsida, Apiales, Apiaceae. Gene Ontology annotation, cellular component: nucleus. The transcript has a single exon.
CAUGCCUUUCGCACUUUCUGAUUUUUAUCUUCAGGAUACUACUCUACUCUACCUUCCCUUUCUUCUCACUAUAUAAUCCCCCAUUCCCCUUUAACACCAAUCCAAACACGCCCUUCCUAUCAUUUCUCCCUUUGACUCUCUCCCCAGCUCAUCUCUAUACAUAACUCCAUCUUAUCCUUUACUUCAUUGAUUCAUAUACACACAAAUAUUAUUGAAUAUGAUGACUGAUUACACCGGCGGCGGAUACUCCGAUGACGACCGAGUCUCCGACUGGGAGCACGGAUUGCCUAACGUCUCCGACUUGACUCCGUUAUCUCAGCCGUUGAUCCCGCCGGAAUUAGCAUCGGCGUUCAGCAUAACGCCGGAACCCUACCGGACUAAUCUCGACGUGGCUCGUGCUUCACAGAGAACAAUGUCAUCUCUCAAAGGCCAAUACAACAACAACAACAAUAAUAAUAAUUACAUACAAGCUAAUAAUUGGAAUUCAUCGUCGUUGGAUGAAUUUCCAAUCUCGGAUCCAAACGGAGACUGUCUCCGUUCGGAUCCGAGAAACUCGAGAAAACUCGAGACGGAGGUGGCUACCAAGAGAGCCAGGCUAGUGUGGACCCCUCAGCUGCAUAAGAGGUUCGUGGAAGUGGUGGCGCAUUUAGGGAUCAAGAAUGCGGUGCCGAAGAGGAUAAUGGAGAUGAUGAAUGUGGAAGGGCUGAGCCGCGAGAAUGUCGCGUCUCAUCUGCAGAAGUACAGGCUCUACUUGAAGAGGAUGCAAGGGUUAUCGAGUGAGGGCUCUUCGGUUUAUGAUCAGCUGUUUGGUUCGACGCCAGUGCCGCAGAGUUUACGGGAGGGGAACGGCGGGUCGAUGGCGACGGCGUAUGGUGGACAAAUGGUGGCAAUGCCGGGGUAUGGACAAGCUGGGAUGUAUCAUGGAUAUGAUUAUAGAUAAUGACUUAUUGGUUGGGAAUAAGUUGAAUUGGAGCUUUAAUUUGGGAAAAAGAUCCUUUGUUGGAUUUAUAUUUGUAUAUCGAUCAUGGUGCUGAAUUCAUCAUUGAUGGGUUUAUAUGAAUAAUUGACAUGGUGUUUUGUUCUAAA